Messenger RNA from Prunus armeniaca (apricot), 3030 nucleotides. The record is from the annotation of a GenBank genome assembly. NCBI's taxonomy places the organism in Eukaryota, Viridiplantae, Streptophyta, Magnoliopsida, Rosales, Rosaceae.
AUGUCUCAACGUGGCCGAGGCCGAGGCCGCCAUUACGACCAGUCGUCUGGCUCCGACGCCCCGACGUUUCAUCGCGGCGGAGGUGGCGGAAGACGCGGUAGAGGACGAGACGGUGGUGCUCCACCGUCGUUUCCGUCCGAAUCGGGUCCCAGCCAGCGCGGCCGAGGUAGAGCCGGCGGUUCUGGCGUCGUCGCUCCUCCGCCGGUUCAAGGUUACGCUCCUCCACCUCCGGUUCAAGGUUACGCUCCUCCACCGCCGUCUCAAGCUCGCGCUUCUCAACCGCCAGCUCAAGCUUACGCUUCUCCUCCGCCGGCUACGGUUCAGGCUUCGUCCAGUUCUGCUCCUCCGUCUGCGGAGGCUCCGCUGAUAGCUGAGAUGGAGCAGAAGCUAACAUUGACGACACCUCCACCGUCGUCGUCCAAGGCCGUUAGAGUUCCGGCGAGGCCAGGAUUUGGGACGUUUGGGACCCGGAUUCAAGUGAGGGCUAACCACUUCUUGGUGGAGGUUAAGGAGAGAGAUCUCCAUCACUACGAUGUGUCAAUUACCCCUGAAGUUACUUCAAAAAAGACCAACAGAGAUGUGAUUAAACAGCUUGUUCAUCUGUACAAAGACUCACAUUUGGGAAAGAGAAUCCCAGCUUAUGAUGGUAUGAAAAGCAUUUACACAGCAGGGCCAUUGCCAUUUGUCUCUAAAGAGUUUGUGGUCAAGUUGGGUGAGAGAGAUGGACGUGAUGGGUCUUCUGGUUCCAAAAGAAAGGACAGGGAGUUUAAGGUGGCUGUAAAAUUGGCCAACAAACCCGACCUUCAUCAGUUACAGCAGUUCUUAAAGAGUAGGCAACAUGAGUCGCCUCAAGAAGCCAUACAAGUUCUUGAUGUUGUUCUUAGGGCCGCACCAUCUGACAAGUACACUGUCAUUGGGAGGUCUUUCUUUGCCACUGAGCUUGGGCCGAAAGGAGAACUUGGUGAUGGUCUCGAAUAUUGGAGAGGAUUUUACCAGAGUUUAAGGCCAACACAGUUUGGGCUUUCCCUGAAUAUAGAUGUAUCGGCCAGAUCUUUUUAUGAACCCAUUCUGGUGACUGAAUUUGUUAAAAAACAUUUUAACUACAGGGAUCUGUCCAGGCCUUUGUUUGAUCGUGAUCGUUUGAAGUUGAAAAAAGCCUUGAAGGGGGUUAAGGUUGCACUUGCUUACAGGGAUAAUAGGAGUUAUAGGAUCACUGGAGUGUCCACAGAACCACUGAGCAAAUUAACGUUUACUUUAGAAGAUAACAGAACCAGAACUUCAGUAGUUCAAUAUUAUCAUGAGAAAUACAAUAUUGUACUACAAAAUGUGACUAUGCCUGCUUUACAAGCUGGGAGCGAUUCGAAACCUGUUUAUUUACCUAUGGAGCUUUGUUCAAUCGUUGCUGGGCAACGAUACUCGAGGAAGCUCAAUGAAAGACAAGUCACAGCCUUACUACGAGCGACUUGUCAACGUCCUCAUGAGCGGGAGAGGAACAUAAAGCAGAUGGUUAAGCAAAGUAAUUUUAAUCGAGAUCAACUGAUCAAAGAUGAAUUUGGGAUGCAAGUAAGAGAAGAUAUGGCUCUAGUGGAUGCUCGAGUUUUGCCUCCUCCAUUGCUAAAAUACCAUGACCAAGGUCGUGAAACGAAGGAAACUCCACGGAUGGGGCAAUGGAACAUGAUUAAUAAGAAAAUGGUAAAUGGUGGAAAAGUGGAUUUUUGGGCGUUUGUCAAUUUCUCAGGAUUGAGAGAAGAUUUUAACUUCCGAUUCUGUGAGGAUUUGGUGUAUAUGUGCGAUAGCAAGGGCGUGGAUUUCCAUGCCCAACCUUUACUUCCCAUAGAAUCAGCCAAUCCUAGGCAGAUUGAGAAGGUGCUCAAAGAUAUUCAUAGGAAGUCUACUCAGAAACUUGAAGAAAUUGGUCAUAAGGGGAAGCAUCUUCAGCUGUUGAUUAUCAUUUUGCCUGAUGCCACUGGGUCUUAUGGGAUGGUCAAGCGAAUAUGUGAAACUGAGCUUGGAAUUGUGUCUCAGUGCUGUCAGCCUAGGGCAGCAUCCAAGCUUAGUAAACAAUAUCUUGAAAAUUUAGCCCUUAAGAUCAAUGUGAAGGUUGGUGGAAGAAAUACUGUUCUAAAUGAUGCCAUUUACCGGAGGAUUCCUCUGGUUACUGAUAUCCCCACAAUUAUCAUUGGUGCGGAUGUUACUCAUCCACAGCCUGGGGAGGACAGUAGCCCGUCAAUUGCAGCAGUCGUGGCCUCCAUGGAUUGGCCAGAGGUCAGUAAGUACCGAGGAAUUGUUUCUGCACAGGCUCACCGUGAGGAAAUAAUCCAAGAUCUGUAUAGUUUAUAUCAGGAUCCUCAGAAGGGUUCAGUUCAUGGAGGAAUGAUCAGGGAGCAUUUCAGAGCAUUUCGAAGAUCAACUGGCCGAAAACCGGAGAGAAUUAUCUUCUACAGAGAUGGAGUUAGUGAAGGUCAGUUUAGUCAAGUUCUGCUCUAUGAAAUGGAUGCUAUAAGAAAGGCUUGUGCUUCCUUGGAGGAGGGAUAUCUGCCACCAGUUACUUUUGUAGUGGUGCAGAAAAGGCAUCAUACUCGCCUGUUCCCUGCUGAUCAUAACAGACGUGAUCAAAUGGAUAGGAGUGGCAAUAUUCAACCAGGCACUGUUGUUGACACCAAGAUUUGCCACCCUACAGAGUUUGAUUUUUUUCUCAACAGUCAUGCUGGAAUUCAGGGUACUAGCAGGCCAGCGCACUACCAUGUGCUGUUUGAUGAGAACAGGUUCACUGCUGAUCAAUUGCAAAGUCUAACGAAUAAUUUAUGCUACACGUAUGCAAGGUGUACCCGCUCGGUUUCAAUAGUUCCGCCUGCUUAUUAUGCUCAUCUUGCUGCAUUCCGAGCACGAUAUUACAUUGAGGGAGAAUAUUCCGAUGUAGCCUCUACAACAGCAGGUUCAACAAGUGGGAGCGGAGGCGGCGGCAGCGUGCUGAUUCGGGCCCUUCCUCAGAUCAAAGAAAAUGUUAAGGAUGUGAUGUUUUACUGCUGA